Molecule: messenger RNA, 267 nt
Organism: Enterobius vermicularis (human pinworm)
Lineage: Eukaryota; Metazoa; Nematoda; Chromadorea; Rhabditida; Oxyuridae
Source: the annotation of a GenBank genome assembly
GAACGUGCUAUAAACGGUGUUCGAAUUAACGGUGUUGGCCCACUGAUUGCAUCGUCACCAACAUCCCAUGUUGAACACGGUAAUGUUACCGGUAUUCAACCGGUUGACAUCCAUCAGUAUCCACAAAAUCCGUCGAUAUGGGCAAACACGGAAUCUGCUGUUGAUGCUCAAAAUCGACCGAUGCCACCGCAUGCAUCGUUACCGCCACCAAUCAAUCCUGCCUAUCCACCGAUGGUUAGUUGUUGAUCUGUUCAUCGAUCUGUAAGC